AUGAAUAUUCCUGAAAAUGAUCAGCCUGAAUUUUCAAAUGGAUGGUUGCAGGCUUUUCAAGAAAGGCACAAUUUUCACCAUUUUAAGCUGCAUGGCGAGAGUGGUUCUGCUGACCUUCAAUAUGCAAUUGAUCGUGAUGAAGCCGAGGAGAAAGAUAUAUAUAAAGUCGAUCAAUUGCAG
Dentiscutata heterogama is the source of this 180-nucleotide messenger RNA. Lineage: Eukaryota; Fungi; Glomeromycota; Glomeromycetes; Diversisporales; Gigasporaceae. The record is from the annotation of a GenBank genome assembly.